This is a messenger RNA of Neurospora tetraspora, 174 nucleotides long. RefSeq lists its product as uncharacterized. The record is from RefSeq and is a predicted model, not a curated record. The transcript has a single exon. The annotation marks the transcript as partial. NCBI's taxonomy places the organism in Eukaryota, Fungi, Ascomycota, Sordariomycetes, Sordariales, Sordariaceae.
AUUGAUAAUUUUGAAUUAGAGAAAUUAAUUAGGGAAAUAUCUGAAGCGAAUAAAAUUAAAAUUAUUAGAGCGAAAGUAUUCCGGAAGAAGUAUAGAAGUAAGAAGGGUUUUUUCUUUUUAAAAGUUAGUAUUCUAAAUAAUAGGGUUCGUUUUAUUAGGGAUUCCCUCUUUUAA